Lingula anatina is the source of this 1688-nucleotide messenger RNA. RefSeq lists its product as uncharacterized. Lineage: Eukaryota; Metazoa; Brachiopoda; Lingulata; Lingulida; Lingulidae. The record is from RefSeq and is a predicted model, not a curated record.
UUGAAGAAACAGCUAGAACACUGCUUCCCUCGCAACAGUAUUUCUACUGCCGGUGUGUACUACGUCAUCAUUAUUUGCGCAAACAAGACGCUUGACGUAGUUCACAGUGGAAGCCAAAUUUAGAAAUUUGCCGGUGGGUUUUCGUCUCGAAAAUAUCAAUUUACUCGCAAAGCAUAUUGAAAGGCACAGGAAUAAGAACACAAACCAUGGUUUCCCGUGAUGGGAAAAAGCUACUCUCCAAUCUCAUCAGACACACAGGAUCUCAUAAUAGGAGAGUGGAAGAGGAACAAAUGUGGCAGCAGCAUGAAGCCAGUAAGAGGUCCAGCCAACUGGGCAGAGUGGGCACUGGUCAGUGGAGAGGUAGCCCACACAGGAGACUACUGGACAGGAUGGCAGACUCUAUGGACAGCCGUGAAGUGUCUCCACCUAGGAGACUGAACAGGCGGGCACACAUGGAUGAGGAAGAUGGCAGGACGACCGAGAGCACAUUCUGGAUGAGGCAGCUGCAGAAAUUUGAGGAGAAAGAUCCUGACAGGUGGGGGCAUGCAGGGUACAAAGAAAUGUACCCUGAUGAGUUUGCCAGUGAUAGAUCAGACGAUGGAGGUAGUAGGAAGAGAAGUAGGAGCGGAGAAAGAAGAAAGAAAGAAGGGAAGAAGAAAAAGAAGAAACAUAAACACAGACACAAAUCUAGAGAGAAGAGACACAGGGAGAAGAAUGGCAGCUCACACAAAAAAGAGUCAGGGUCAAAGGAAGAGAGGAAAAAUGAUGAAACAGACAGUUCAGAAGAUAGUAUUGACUCAUACACCAGAAAAGCUAAAAAACGGAAACAUAGAUCCUCUGGAAGAAAAGAUACCUCAGAUCUAGUUGACAAAAGGAAACGUAGACUCAGCCCUAGUAAAGAGAGGUGCAGCAAUAUGAAUAGCACCUUGCACAUAUUAGAGUCACAGUCAAACAAGGACAAAAAAUACUACGAAACGGACAGUUCAGAUAGUGAAAAUUUGUACAGAAGAAGAGAUAGAAAAUGGAGAGAUAGAUCUCCUCAUAGGAAAGAUUUGAGGGAUGCAGUGGCUGAGAAGAAAGAUACUCGAAGACGCAAUUCUGAUACGGAGAAGUACUCUGAGAUGCAUGGCAGCUUGCACAGAAUGAAGUCAGGGUCUAAGAAAGAGAAAAGGCAUUAUGAAACGGACAGUUCAGAAAAUAGUCACUGUGAUAGAUCAAACAGCAGAAAAAACAGAAAACAGCGACAUGGAUCACAGAAAAGCAAUGAUUCAUCAGAUGCAAUAAAAAGAAAUAAUAAAAAUUGCCAUCACAUAAAUGAUGUAUGUUUGAGUGAAGGCAGUUCAGUAGAAAAUGAACAGCUACAGAGAAAACAGAAACCCAGACCGACAUUCUUUGAAGCUGAGGCAGGGUUGUCUGAAGUUCAAAUGCAAGAAAGUAGCACCUCAAUUCAUAACAGCAGAGUGAAAUCACAAGAACAAAAACGGUCAAGAAGUAGAUCAUCAGGGCUUUCCACAGUCCAACAAAAAGGACACCGAAAUAAGUGCUACAGUUUCUGUAAUUCAAGCGAUUCACAGAGCGACACUAGAGAUAUACACAGACGUAAACAUUCAAAAGAUUCUCUAAAAAAAUAUAAAUCAAAAAGUAAAAAUACAGCUAAACAUCCACAUGACACAAGUGAAAGUGAUUAA